This is a messenger RNA of Rotaria sp. Silwood1, 306 nucleotides long. Lineage: Eukaryota; Metazoa; Rotifera; Eurotatoria; Philodinida; Philodinidae. The record is from the annotation of a GenBank genome assembly.
AUGUCUUCAUUUAUUGCAACUAGUGAGAUUAAUGUAGAUACAGCUAGCAAAAAUGAUUCAACAUCGAUCGCAAAUAAUCAAAAGAAUGAUGGUGAAUCAGCAGUUAUUGAUGAUAAUAAUGAAAUCAAUAAAAUAAAUUCAAUCGAUAUGAAUAAUACAAGUGCUACUGCUAUUCCAUACGAAUUUUCACAUAUUCUUACAAAAGCAUUAGUUGUUUCACAUGGACAAGAAUUAUUACCGAGUGGUUUACAUGUAUUUAAACAAACACCAUCUGUUGUUGAACUUGUUAUGCUAUUAUGUUCAUAA